Fusarium coffeatum is the source of this 1029-nucleotide messenger RNA. RefSeq lists its product as uncharacterized. Bases 1 to 1029 code for a protein of 342 amino acids. Gene Ontology annotation, cellular component: nucleus. The transcript is spliced from 3 exons. The record is from RefSeq and is a predicted model, not a curated record. Gene Ontology annotation, biological process: rRNA processing. Lineage: Eukaryota; Fungi; Ascomycota; Sordariomycetes; Hypocreales; Nectriaceae.
AUGGGUUCCAGCAACAAGAAGAAGCGAGAGAAGCAGAAGGACUUCCAAAAACCCAAGUUCAAGGUUGGAAAGGAUAAACCGAAAGCUUCAAAUUUUACAGACACGAGUUUCAAGUCAAAAGCGAUUGUGAUGGGACACCAGUCACUGUCAACAGUCGCACCCGAUGUCGUUCAACAAUUCAAGCAUAAUCUGUCACUCGCUUCUUCUUCCAAAUCGGACAAACAAAGGAGGGAAGCAUUGGCCUAUCUGACUUCUCAACUUUCUUCGGAACCUCCUAUCAACCCUGUAGGAACACAUGCAGUGCUUGUCAAGUUGCUCCCUUUGAUAUCGGAUAGCUCAACGCCAGUUCGAAGUCAGCUUCUCAAACUUUUCAAAGAACUCCCAUCUGACGAGGUCAGACAUAGCGUGGAACAGGCCAUCAUGUUCAUUCGUGCAGGCAUGACUCAUCUUUCAGCAGACAUUAGCAACGACUCACUGGGUGUAAUGGAAUGGCUUCUCGAUGUUGCAGAAAGCGACUUGAUUGUGUGUCCCGGUGGCUGGGUGAAGACCUUGAAUAGUUUCUGUGCCAUGAUGGGAUGGGCAUUGACAACUUCAAAAGCCGGAUGGUCCUCUGGCGCGAAAUCUGGUCUGCGCGCCAAGGAUGCUUCAACAUACGCUCGCCAAAUCACCACACUAUCACGAUUCAUAGAGGCUGGCCUUCGACCGGAAGCUGAAAUUCCCGAUGAUGAGUCAGAGAUAUGGGACAGCUUGUACAGAAUACCACAGGAUUCAAAUGCUUUCGAGCAUCUCAACCUAUACGGCACUAGACGAGAUGAAGAAGGAGAAAUGUAUCCUGGCCGCGACGCGAGACAACGAGUUUUCGAGCGAAGAUUCCUAGAGGCAGUCUUGAAGGGCACGGAUCAAGCAAAGAAAGAAGGUGGCGCUACCGGUCGAGCGGCAGCAGGCCUUGACCAAGUGCUUCAGAAUGGCAUGGGCGAAUACGAGAGUUCAACGGCAAUGGAUACCCAGGAUCUCUUGAGCCUCUGGUGA